AUGUUGAAAUUCAGUAAACCAAGGUCCCCAAAUAAAGACAAAGAAGAAAAUAACAAAGAUAAGGAACCACUUGCUUUAGGUAAUAAACCAUUUGAGAAAGUCAACUCGGCGGAUAUUGGAAACGACUCUAAAUACGCUGAUUUUUUUGACGAGCAAAGAAGGAAGGAAAAGCAAUUUAGUCACAGCACUACUAAGCCAGUUGAGUACAAGCUGCCUGAGAUGCAAACUGGUGACGAUACUGCACGUAAAUUAGAAGGUGAUGGCACCAAGACUCAAGCUGGUCUUGGGUUUGGUUCAUUAACCAAGCCUUUCAGAAGGUUUAGCGCUUCGCAUAAAAGUGGUAAUGAUCAAUCUGUCGCUGCUGUACAUGGUGAGAUUGACAAUACUGGUCAAACUGCUGACCGUUCAUUGAAACCAACUAAUCUAUUCACUGGCUUCACUGAACGUAGAAAGAGUAAGAGCAAACAAGAAAGCUCAGCAGACAGAAGAAGGAGUUCUUUGCCAACAUCACAUGUAGCUAUAGAGGACAAGCCACCUACUAAUACAGGUGUUGUGAUUCCAAGUCAUCCUCAGGGUGGAUUUACUGGUAACACUGGGAUCAAGAAUGAAAUCCAAACAGAGAAACAGAAUUUCUCACAUGCUGUAGAAAUGCAUAAUAACAACAAUAAGACCAAAUCGGAUUCAGGUUCAAUGUGGAAUUCCACUAGUAAAAAUGCAACAGCCAGAGAAUCAGGUGAUAAUUCAAAUGAGGACAGUCAUAUGGGAAAUCCUAAUGUUCAAUUGUCUGGUACGGUCUUUGACCGCACUUCCGCUAAGGGCAGAGAUAUUUUGAAAAAGGAUGAGCCAAAGACGUACUCUUCCAAUAAUCAAAAUUUUAGUGGUAUUAACAGAAAACCCUCUGCUGUAGAAGAAAACUACAGUACAGCAAAGGGCUAUUCUGAAUAUAAUGAUAGUAAUGAAAUUCCUUUGUCUACCAUUACCGGAACAGUUGGAAAUGACAGCACUUCAAAGACUCAGUUUGAAAAAAAUGUAAUUUCUACUCCAAGUAAAACUGGUAUCCAAAAAACCCAUGUCAACCCAACACCACCAUUGAGCCCAAAGGAAAUCCAGCAAGCUGAUCAUUUAGACCAUGAAGGGAGAACUUUCACUGGAAUUGGUUUAGGUACUAAGAAGGAAUCUCUAGGCUCUGGUAACAAUUAUUCCGAUAAUCCUCAUAUCAUUAAGAAGACCAAUAACUCUAAUGGCAGUGGAGUAAACAACGGCAAGUCCCUUGAUCCUAAGACUGCUGACACCGAUAAUAGUAGUUCUGGAAAAGAAGUUCACAAUGGUGUAUCAACCAUGACAGCUGGAUUAGGAUUGAAUAAGCAUGUGAAUUCAUAUACAGGCACUAAUAAUAAUUCCAAUAGAGGUCAAAAGCAAUUUGGUGUUCAAUCUGGCCAUACCGAUAGUGGCCACAACAAAACACCCAAGACUGAAGAUCUUGUUGAAGAACUAACACAGGGUGGUGCUCUAUUUGGUACUCUUGCAGAUCAAGACAAAAAUACUAGUCAUAGCAAAUCUACGCAAUCAGGUGGCAGCAUGGGCCAAAAUCAUCACUCUGGUACUAGUCACCCACAAAAUAAGGGCAUGAGCAACACUAGUACCAGUAUGCAAUCUGGUAAGCUCGGUCCAGAACAGAUGAAUAUCACAGAACCAAAGGACAUGAACAGUAGAAAAUUUGUUGAAAGAGAAUCCCACAAUAAUGACUUGGAACAAUCUUUGGAUCCCAGAUCAAAGGAAAUAAAUCCUUUGAAGAAUCUGAACAUCUCUGAACCCAAGACGGAUGACGCUAAGCAAUAUGUCCAAAGAGAAAACUCUGCAGCAAAGCCACAAAGACAAAAUAAUUUCCCAGUUGGUAUGAUGAAUGUUGAAGAACCACAGGAAGUUUACUCUGAGAAGAGGAACACAGGUAUGACAACAUCUGGAUUGCCUAACUUGGAUAGAAGCGAGUUACAAACAAGCCAAUCCUUUACUUCUAGAAAUAGUAUUAAGAGUAAAAACCUUGACGAUCUUGACCCAAUUAAGGACAAUGAUCAAGACCAACGUCAUGGGACUCGACAAGGAAGUGGUCUUGGCCACGGACAUGAUCAUGGAGCCGGUCGUGGUUACAAUAACUUCAAUGAUGAUGAGAAGUUAUCUCCUGUAACCAGUAAUGAUCAAGCUGGCCACAACCAUUUGAAAUACAGGAACAGUCUUGUUGACCCAGAUGUACCAACUUACCAGGCCGUUCCAAAAUCACAUGGCGAGCACGUUAUCCAUGGCUCACCUAUGGACUACAAAUACUCUGAGGGUAAGUCUUCAAGCACCCCAAGAUCAGAACAGCGUAAAUCACAGAGCAAAGCAAGCACUGGUAAGAAGAAAUUAAAGGAAACCCAAAGAUCUUAA
Nakaseomyces glabratus is the source of this 2424-nucleotide messenger RNA. It is a transcript of the gene HBT1, whose product is annotated as Hbt1p. Lineage: Eukaryota; Fungi; Ascomycota; Saccharomycetes; Saccharomycetales; Saccharomycetaceae. The record is from RefSeq and is a predicted model, not a curated record.